This is a messenger RNA of Ochotona princeps (American pika), 825 nucleotides long. It is a transcript of the gene C9H8orf88, whose product is annotated as chromosome 9 C8orf88 homolog. Gene Ontology annotation, biological process: negative regulation of translational initiation. The coding region runs from base 361 to 714 and encodes 117 amino acids. The transcript is spliced from 6 exons. The record is from RefSeq and is a predicted model, not a curated record. Gene Ontology annotation, molecular function: eukaryotic initiation factor 4E binding. Gene Ontology annotation, cellular component: cytoplasm. Lineage: Eukaryota; Metazoa; Chordata; Mammalia; Lagomorpha; Ochotonidae.
GCGCCGGCCACCUGCCUCGAGCCUCCGUCCCGGGCCGUGCGUGGACACGCGAGGUCGCGGACUGGGGUCCCAGAAGCAGUUCCCGCGGGCGCGCCCGGUCCGGGCCGAGCCCGGGAGCACCGGCGAGAGGCCGCUGGCCGGCGGCUGCGCGCGCUGCCUGUUGAACGGCUGCGACCCGGCCGAGGCGCCCCUCGCCGCCGCCCCCUCCGCCCUCCGCGGCCGCCGGCGCGCGCGGCCCGAGCCGUUCCCCGACGGGCAGCGGGGCGCUCGGCCGGCGCGUCUGGGCUCAGCUCGGCGACGCUGCCGUCCCCAAGUCCUCCCGGAUCUUGAGGCGUAUGGAACCUCAAGGUCUUUGUGGAAAUGGAAACCAAAAAAUUGAUUGGUAAACCACUUCAACCAGCAAGACCUGUUCGUCAUCUGGCUUCUUCCCCAGGAACAGUGUUCCCUUUCAAUUUUCAGACUGAAUAUGCAUGCAACACUCAGUGCUUACAAAGUGGAGUUAGCAGAUGUAGUACGAAUGGAAUGCAGACUUUUUCUCAAGGUCUUAGUGAACAGCAGCAACACCAGUCUCCAGUUAAAAAAGAGAGAAUUAAAUACAGCAGAGAUUUCCUGUUGAAGCUCUCAAGUGUUUCCAUCUGCAGAAAAAAACCAGAUUUUCUGCCUGAUCAUCCCAUUGUACUUAAAAAACCAGAAAACAACCAAAGUUUUAAGUAGCACUUUAAGAACAGAUGAAUUUGAAGAUAAAGAAUUAUUUGUUUUAUAUUUUGGACACCUGCAAAUGAAGUGGAUCUAGUAGCAAUAAAUAUAAUGGACUGUGACAAUUCA